This is a messenger RNA of Arvicola amphibius (Eurasian water vole), 1805 nucleotides long. RefSeq names its product THUMP domain containing 2 (gene Thumpd2). The transcript has 10 exons. Gene Ontology annotation, molecular function: RNA binding; tRNA (guanine) methyltransferase activity. NCBI's taxonomy places the organism in Eukaryota, Metazoa, Chordata, Mammalia, Rodentia, Cricetidae. The record is from RefSeq and is a predicted model, not a curated record. Gene Ontology annotation, biological process: tRNA methylation.
CGCGCCCGAGCGCAAUGGCGGCCGCCGGGGCCGAACUAGGUUCUGACCCCUCCGGCGGCGCCCGGUUCUUCUGCACGGCGGGCCGCGGCCUGGAGCCGUUCUUGAUGCGGGAGGUGCAGGCACGGCUGGAGGCCACUCAGGUUGAAUACAUUUCAGGAAAAGUGUUUUUCACCACCCGUUCAGAUUUGACCUCAAUGAAGAAGUUGAAGUCAGCAGAAAGACUGUUUUUGUUGAUUAGGAAGCAGCUUCCAAUUGCAGUUCCUUCUCUGAGCAAAGGAAAAAUACUUACUGAGCUGCAGAGACUUAUAAAUGAGGAUCCAGGAAGUUGGCUGAAGGCCAUUUCGCUUUGGAGAAAACUUCUUGAACGUGAUAAAAAAGGAGAAAACGUAUCUCAAAGGGAUGUUAAUGCACUGAAGCGGAAAAUGGGAGGAAAUGAGAUUGUCAUUGCCAAGAAAUUAAAACUAGAGGAGAAGCAGAUGGUUGAAGAGAGCCGUGGGGAAGGCCAGCGCGACAGACUUCCCGAAGACUUGCUGGAGCAAGGGGAUGCAAAAACUGACCAGCUUCAAGACCAUGGACUCCAGAAUGACGUGGUGAAGGCAGCUGACACUCAGAACCAGGACUUGACCUUCAGGGUUUCCUGUCGCUGCAGCGGGAAGAUCGGAAAACCUGUCACUUUUCAGGAGGCAGGAAGAGUGGUUGGAAUUACUCUCAUGAGGAAGUUUGGAUGGAAAGCCAAUUUAAGGAAUCCACAUUUAGAGAUUUUCAUGCAUCUGAGUGACGCUUACUCCGUGCUGGGGAUUCCACUGUUCAGGUAACCAUUCCCCUUAGCCAACAGAACUUACAUCCAGACAGCUGGGCUGCGGUCGACCAUAGCAUGGGCCAUGGCAUCUAUUGCUGAAAUUAAGGCUGGAGCUCUGGUUCUGGAUCCAAUGUGUGGCCUGGGGACCAUACUUGUGGAAGCUGCUAAAGAGUGGCCAGAUGUGUAUUACAUGGGUGCUGAUGUCAGCGACUCGCAGUUACUUGGUGCAUGUGACAAUGUCAAGGCCGCAGGCCUUGCGGACAAGAUUGACUUACUUAAAGUCUCUGUCACAGAGUUACCAUUGCCGUCACAAAGUGUUGAUGUGAUUAUUUCUGACAUUCCAUUUGGGAAAAAAUUCAAGUUAGGAAAAGACAUCAAAAGCAUUCUACAAGAAAUGGAAAGAGUGCUGUGUGUUGGUGGAGCCAUGGUCUUGCUGCUCAGUGAGGAUCACCACAGGUACCUUAGAGACUGUGGAGGCAACGGCAUCCCUCUAACGUCCCAAGACAACAUCGCUGACCCUGAGAUGAAUCCUGACAAAAGAACAGGUACAUCAGGCACAGCAUCGCCUUCAUGUGAAACCAGUGGCCCCCAGUGCCCAAGCAGAGCGCUGCCCUGUGGCUCACUGGUGCCAGUGGAGUGCUUCAAAGUUAGCCUUGGUAAAACAGAUGCAUUCAUAUGUAAAUAUGAGAAGGUGCAUGCUUCUGCACUGUCACUAGCUGGACACCAUGAGCCGGGAGCACAUCAUCAGAUGGCAGCCCUUCAGGAAUCCCCCCAUCUCCAGGGUUCCUCAGAGCCCCAGAGCCCAGGUGCACGGCCUCUGCAAAUGGGUGCAGCUAAGGAGCAGCCUUGUUGAGUAAGGCUUCCUGCUCUCCAGGGCUCAGUGUUCAUGACAAAGAGCACUUGGUGAAGACUUUGAAGAUUCUGUCUAAAAACUGCUUCAUGCCAGAAAUCAAACCUUUAGAAAUGAGAAACCUUUUAUGUGUAACUUUUUUUACAUAUUAAACUU